This is a messenger RNA of Thlaspi arvense, 781 nucleotides long. Lineage: Eukaryota; Viridiplantae; Streptophyta; Magnoliopsida; Brassicales; Brassicaceae. The record is from the annotation of a GenBank genome assembly.
UCAAAUGGGGAAGAACAAGAAGCGGUUCGUGCUUAUCCAUGGGGCCUGCCAUGGCGCAUGGACUUGGUACAAGAUUAUACCGGAACUCGAAGGUGCCGGUCACAACGUGACCGCACUGGACCUGGCAGCAUCGGGUAUAAGCACGAGCAGGGUGGAAGAGAUACAGUCUUUAGAAGAUUACUCCAAACCGUUGCUUGAGUUUCUAAGCUCGCUUGGCUCAGAUGAUGAAGAAACUCAUAGCAUGGGAGGCAUACCGGCUGCUCUCGCCGCCGACAUCUUCCCGGAAAAGAUCUCUGCUAUUGUCUUCUUGACAACUACCAUGCCCGACACCACAAACCCGCCUGCUUACGUUUUCGAAAAGUUCGUCCCGAACAUGUCACAAGAAGAGUUGUUGGACACUCUGGUUUGCAGCUAUGGAACACCUGAGCGUCCUGCUCAUUCUGUUCUUUUCGGACCAGAGUUCAUGGCCAAGAAACUAUAUCAACUGUCUCCGAUCCAGGAUCUUGAAUUGGCGAAACUGUUGGUGAGGGCAAACCCGUUUUUAGGUAUGGACAAUCUUGCAGGGACAGAGAGCUUGAGUGAGGAAGGGUAUGGAUCUGUUAAACGUAUCGAUAUAGUUUGUGGAGAGGAUCAGUUAGUGCAUGAAGAAUAUCAGCAUUUGAUAAUCAGCAACUUUCCGCCAAAAGAAGUAACGGAGAUCAAAGAUGCAGAUCAUAUGGCAAUGUUCUCCAAGCCUCAAGAACUAUGUGCUCUUCUCUUGGAGAUUGCGGAUAAAUAUGCA